ACUCAGAUUCCUAUCACCUCUUAGAGCAGCUCUGCGGUGAUCAUGGCUCUGCCGCCCUUUUUCGCCCCGGGCCGCCCGCAACCGCCGCCUCCCGCUCCAUUCGGCUGUCCGCCACCGCCGCUGCCCUCCCCGGCUUUCCCGCCGCCUCUCCCUCAGCGACCCGGCCCUUUUCCGGGGGCCUCCGCCCCCUUCCUCCAGCCUCCGCUGGCUCUGCAGCCUCGGGCCCCAGCGGAUGCCACCCGCGGCAGCGGCGGCGGCGGCGCCGGUGGCGCCUUCUUCCCGGUGCCGCCGCCGCCGCUGCCUCCUCCCCCGCUCCAGUGCCGCCCCUUCCCGGGGAACGACGCCGGCGAGCGCCCGCGGCUGCCGCUUCCCGGCCCAGGACCGCCCUGGAGCCCGCGCUGGCCUGAGGCGCCGCCGCCAUCCGAUGUGCUCGGGGAUGCGGCCCUGCAGCGCCUGCGUGACCGGCAGUGGCUGGAGGCGGUGUUCGGGACCCCGCGGCGGUCGGGCUGCCCGGUGCCCCAACGCACGCCCGCUGGGCCCAGCCUAGGCGAACUGCGCGCGCGGUUGCGCGGGGCUCUGCGCCUGGUACAGCGGCUGCGCGGCCUGAGCCAGGCUCUGCGCGAGGCCGAGGCCGACGGCGCGGCCUGGGCCUUACUGCAUGCCCAGGCCGCGCCGCUGCGCGCCGACCUGGCUGAGCGGCUACAGCCGCUCACUCAGGCAGCCUAUGUGGGCGAGGCGCGGCGGAGGCUGGAGAGGGUCCGGCGCCGCCGGCUGCGGCUUCGCGAGAGGGCCCGGGAACGCGAGGCCGAGCGGGAGGCAGAGGCCGCGCGGGCAGCGGAACGCGAGCAGGAGAUUGACCGCUGGAGGGUCAAGUGCGUGCAGGAGGUGGAGGAGAAGAAGCGGGAGCAAGAACUCAAAGCUGCCGCUGAUGGUGUAUUAUCUGAAGUGAGGAAAAAACAAGCAGACACCAAAAGAAUGGUGGAUAUUCUUCGGGCUUUGGAGAAGUUGAGGAAACUGAGGAAAGAGGCUGCGGCAAGGAAAGGGGUUUGUCCUCCAGCGUCGGCAGAUGAGACUUUUGAGCACCAUCUUCAGCGGCUGAGGAAACUCAUUAAAAAACGCUCUGAACUCUAUGAAGCUGAAGAGAGAGCCCUCAGAGUUAUGUUGGAAGGAGAACAAGAAGAAGAGAGGAAAAGAGAAUUGGAAAAAAAACAGAGAAAAGAGAAAGAGAAAAUAUUAUUUCAGAAACGUGAAAUUGAGUCCAAGUUAUUUGGGGAUCCAGACGAGUUUCCACUUGCUCACCUGUUGCAGCCUUUCCGGCAAUAUUACCUCCAAGCUGAGCUCUCCCUGCCAGCUCUCAUCCAGAUAAGGCAUGAUUGGGAUCAGUACCUGGUGCCAUCUGAUCAUCCCAAAGGCAGCUCCGUUCCCCAAGGAUGGGUCCUUCCCCCGCUCCCAAGCAACGACAUCUGGGCUACCACCAUUAAGCUGCAUCAGUAAAGAUGCUCCAGGAUCUAUUUCAAGCUCUCAAUGUUAGUGAUGCUGCCAUCUCGUGCUGAGGACUAAAUUGCAACUUCUAAACUUCGUGUGGCAUUGCCCUACCCUGACGUUACACUUUCCUUCUGUGCUCUGUCCUGGCUAGAGGGGCCUCUUGAAUCAGGAGAUUAAUAUUGUUGUUCAGGAAAGGACCUAGGUGAACUGAGUUUAUUACUACAGGCAGUGGCCUUGGUUCACCAAAUUUGCCUCUGUUUUGAGGGGCUUGGUCCAGAGUGAUUUGUUAAUUUACUCUUAACUUCCUCCUUUGGUGAUGGGUAAGUACACUCAAUACACUCAAAUACUCAGUGCAGGUGUACACUGGGUAGAUUUAGCAGCCCUCCGACCAAUACUGAGUAUGAAGGCAAGCUUUAUGCAAAACCUCCUUACUCUUCCUACCCAAAGAACCCUCUAAUUUCCAUGAGGAAAGGUCAAAAAUGCUUUAUCUUUGGUUUUGUUAAUCCCAGUUUUGGUGUAGUUUGGGAGACUGCUAGUUAGGAAGAUGGCAGUGGCUACAGUCCGGGCUGCCAGAAAAAAUAGUGGCCUAGUCUUGGUGGUCAUGUGGAGAACUUAGAAAACCUGAAGAGUACCUGUACCCAAAUUGGAUCACGUUUUAAUGGACUAUGACUAUAUUCUCCCAUGUUAGAAGGAUUCUAAGGAGGGCACGCAGGGGUCUAGUUGUUCAGAAUCUCCAAGCAUAGAUAUUAUUUCCCUGCGGGAGUGGGACCUUAACCAUUCUCCAUCACAUUGUAGGAGCUGGUAUAGCUGUGGAAUUUUCUUAGGAACUUAAGCUUCCAAAAACAUCCAUGGAGUCAAAGCUGGGGGAAAAGCAAGUAAAAAUAAUGAAAUUUAUUUUUUAUAUUCAUUAAUAAAUGCUGUUGUGCUUGCGGAUGAUUGAUCACAUGACAUGUCAGGAUUUUUUGUUUUGGUUUGGUUUUUACCAUUUAUUUUGUUAUUUAUAUUUCAAGAAGACUAAAUAAAUUUCAUUUUUAUUUUUUAGUUUGAGCCUUUGACCCUAAUUUGUUGCCUCCUAAAUCACUUAAUGCAUACUUUCACAUUUAUGAAACACAUUUUCACCGCAAAAUUCAAAUUUAUUAAACAGGCUUUUGCUAUAGGAAAGUGAAUCUCGACAACCUUGCCACUAUGACAUCUGUAUUGAUGAGAAGACAGGGUGUGUAAUGCAGGGACACAGGAAAACUCAGGCAGCAGAACCAAAGGAGAAGGUGGCAUUUAGUCAUAAGUGAAGAAAAGACCUUUCCCUCUUUCCUCUCAUUUGGCCUCUGCAAGGUUUUAAUAAAGUGAGCAUUAUUUUUGA
Messenger RNA from Cynocephalus volans (Philippine flying lemur), 2842 nucleotides. RefSeq names its product programmed cell death 7 (gene PDCD7). The record is from RefSeq and is a predicted model, not a curated record. The coding region runs from base 43 to 1494 and encodes 483 amino acids. The transcript is spliced from 5 exons. NCBI's taxonomy places the organism in Eukaryota, Metazoa, Chordata, Mammalia, Dermoptera, Cynocephalidae.